This is a messenger RNA of Protomyces lactucae-debilis, 2435 nucleotides long. Its product is annotated as cullin protein. NCBI's taxonomy places the organism in Eukaryota, Fungi, Ascomycota, Taphrinomycetes, Taphrinales, Protomycetaceae. Gene Ontology annotation, molecular function: ubiquitin protein ligase binding. The transcript has 2 exons. Bases 75 to 2360 code for a protein of 761 amino acids. Gene Ontology annotation, biological process: protein ubiquitination; SCF-dependent proteasomal ubiquitin-dependent protein catabolic process. The record is from RefSeq and is a predicted model, not a curated record. Gene Ontology annotation, cellular component: SCF ubiquitin ligase complex.
GACGCAAUUGCAGAGAUGAGGCUCGACCACACAAACCGCCACCAGAGUCUGAGUCAGUACGACCCCUAGCAAAGAUGCCAGCUGCCCAGAGGCCAGGCAUGCCGAGAGCAGACGACCUCGCGUCUACCUGGGCUGCGCUUGAGGAAGGUGUCGCGCAAAUCAUGGUGUCCCUCAAUCAAGGCAUGCAACCGGCGCGUUACAUGGAACUCUACACCAUCAUCUACAAUUACUGCACGCAAAACAAAAUGCAACGCUUUGGGGACGCGGGAAGUAGUGCAGGUUCUCGUGGUGCACACUUGAUGGGUGCAGAGCUGUAUGACUUGCUCAAGGAAUACGUAAAACUGCACCUUGGCCAUAUUGCGAGAGCAGCAAAGGCACAUACAGGUGAGGCAUUGUUGCAGUUCUAUACCAGGAAAUGGCAAGACUUCACAGUCUCAGCUGGCUUCAUCCACCACAUCUUUCGCUAUCUCAAUCGCAACUGGGUCAAACGCGAGCUCGAUGAGGGACGGACGAAUAUGCACGAUGUCUACACAUUUUGUCUGGUUCUAUGGAAAUCGAUUGUGUUUGAUGAUCUACAAGCUGAGAUUAUGACAGAAGUGCUCAAACUGAUUCGUCGGCAGCGGUCGGGAAUGGUUGUGGAGAGCUCGCUCAUCAAGCACGUCGUUGACUCGUACGUCUUGUUGGGCCUCGACGAAACUGAUCCCGGAAAGUCGACCCUCGACGUCUACCAGCAAUUCUUCCAUGUUCCCUUCAUUGCUGAGACUAGCAAGUUUUACGAACAAGAGUCUGCGGCUGCUAUAGCGGAAUUGUCCGUACCGGAUUACAUGAAAAAGGCUGAGGCACGUAUUAAGGAGGAAGAAGGCCGGGUCGAACUCUACCUGCACGUUUCAAGUACGAGCAAGCUCAUGGCGGCAUGCGAUCAGGCCUUGAUUGCAGCACAUGCAGAGGUACUCCAGCAGGCAUUUCCGGACCUUAUCGAACACGAUCGGCAAGACGACAUGCAGCGGAUGUACAAGUUGCUCGGUCGCAUUGCAAAAGGACUGGAUCCUAUGCGGAAGGCCUUCGAAGAGCAUGUGCGCAAGACUGGUCUCGCCUCUGUUGAGAAGAAUUGCCCGGAUGUCGAAAAUGUUGAGCCAAAAGCUUACGUCAAUGCUUUGCUCACAGUCCACACAGCCUAUAAUGGUCUGAUUGAGCGUGCCUUCAACUCUGACUCUGACUUUGUUAAAUCUCUCGACAAGGCUUGUGGUGAAUUUAUGAACCGCAACAAGGCUUGUGGCUUUACCAGCGCCAAGUCACCAGAACUGCUUUCCAAGUACUGCGAUGGUCUGCUCAAAAAGUCUGCCAAGAAUCCGGAUGAGCAAGAGGUGGAGGCUGUUCUGCAAGAUGUCAUGACGGUCUUCAAGUACGUCGAAGACAAGGAUGUCUUCAUCAAAUUUUACACACGACAACUGUCUCGACGCCUAGUAAAUGACUUGUCGAACUCAGAUGAUGCAGAGGCGUCCAUGCUAUCAAAGCUCAAAGAAGCCUGCGGAGUCGAAUAUACAAAGAAGCUGCAGCGGAUGUUUGGAGACAUUACGACGUCGAGGGAGCAUCAAGAUACAUUCAGGACUUACCUCGCACAAAAGGACGAAGAUGCACCAGCAGUGGUGGAUGCCGACUUCAAGGUUCUCCAGUCCGGUUCAUGGCCACUUUAUGCGCCGACCACAGAGUUCCUCAUCCCUGAGGCGCUGCUCAAGACUGUUGAACAGUUUGCCAUGUACUACGAUUUCACGCACAAUGGACGAAAGCUGCAAUGGCUAUGGCAGCAUAGCAAGGCUGAUAUCAAGGUCAACUACCUACCUUCAAAGUACACUUUCCAAGUGUCCACCUACCAGCUUGCAAUCUUGAUGGCAUACAACACGACCUUGAGCUUGACUUAUACCGAGUUGCAGGCCAUCACAGGCAUCACCGCGAAGGAUCAGCUCGAUGGUGCACUCGGCAUUCUCGUCAAGGCGAAAGUACUCUUGCUCUCCGAGACCGACGGUCAACGCUAUUCGCUCAACACCAACUUCAAGAACAAGAAGCUGAGGAUCAACUUGAAUCUGCCCAUCAAGUCGGAGCAAAAGCAAGAAUCAGACGACACACACAAGCAUAUCGAGGGUGACCGGAAACACAUGAUCGAGAGUGCCAUUGUGCGCAUUAUGAAGGCGCGAAAGCAGAUGAAGCAUACUUUGUUGGUUCAGGAGACCAUCAAUCAGCUCAAGUCGCGCUUCCAGCCCAAAAUUUCAGACAUCAAGAAGUCGAUUGAUGGAUUGUUGGAGCGUGAUUAUAUCGAGCGGGCGGAGGGCGAUGCGAAGGAUAUGUACUCUUACCUGGCUUGACUUCAUUCAUGACUUGUUCCCCUUAGCAUUUUCAUGUCGUACCGUAGCGUGAUUGCAUCAUCCUCGAGCGUCUUU